This is a messenger RNA of Cyclocybe aegerita, 1632 nucleotides long. Lineage: Eukaryota; Fungi; Basidiomycota; Agaricomycetes; Agaricales; Hemipholiotaceae. The record is from the annotation of a GenBank genome assembly.
AUGUCAGAUUACCCGGAAUCUCCGUUCAAAGACGUCCUGCACACAAACCACAUCCCCUCCGCAUCUGAAAUCGUUCAAAUAAACGAACACAUCCGAGCUCCAAAACAGCGUCUCACCGAAGUCGACGCCGAGCGAACCCACCUCCUUACCGUCCUACGAACCCUCUCCAAAGAAAAGACCGCCCUCGAACGCUACAUCCUCCCGCACGCCGUGCUCAUCUCCCCCAUCCGGCUGGUACCAGACGACGUACUCCGCGAGAUAUUCCUCCACUGUCUUGCCCACCCCUACGCAUCAACGAUGGACGCACACCGACCUCCUCUCCUCCUCGGACGCGUUUGCAGCCGGUGGCGUACGCUCCUUUACGCUACAUCAGCUAUGUGGGCGAAUUUCAACAUCGCCAUUGGCUCACGGGGACCGAACUUCAACGGAAGAGACGGGUUAGGCAUCCAGCAGUGGCUCUCCCGUCCGCGUGAGGUCGUGCUGUCCAUUAGUGUGCGCAAGCGCGCGCUGGACAUGUCGAGGUGGGCGCAGGACACACUCAAAGCGUACCUGGAUAAAAUCUUCCAGUUCUCGGAGAAGAUUCGCGAGAUGAGUGUGCAGCUGUACCCGGUCUCGACCUAUGGCAAAGCAGAUGUCGCGCAGGCGACCCUCCUCGAGCUCUGCUCGUCCGACCUCCCUUUACUGCGCAAAUUGACCGUACGCUUCGGCCCACACACCUAUACGGCCUCUGAACGCUGGGCGGGGACUGCGCUGUUCGCUGCACCGCAGUUGCACUCGCUCACACUCAUCAACAUGGGCCACCCGAUUGUCGAGACGAUGCCUGCGGAGAGCUGGGCACGCAUCACGUAUCUGGAUAUCGCGCUCCACCACGUGGACUGGACGCGGGGUAUAUCCGCCACGGAGGCUCACGAGCUGCUUUCGCAGUGCAGAAGUUUGAAGGUGGUUUAUAUGACGAUCGUUGACGAGGACGAAGGGAUCGACGCGGAGGGUGAGGUCGAGCAGCCCUUCCUCGAGACGCUCUCUAUAUCAGAGGACAGCGGGUCUAUAUACGGACUUCUGGAGCGUCUCGUGGUGCCUGCCUUGCGCCAUCUGCGAUACGUGGGCCGAUUGUGGGUUGAAUACCCCUCUCCCAUGCUGGUCCUCUUGGAGAACUACGGCGAAUCCGUGGAACAGCUGGAGAUCGACGUUUACACAUUGACUCUGGACGAUCUUGUGGGAUGCCUUCGCUUGCUUCCGAAUGCAACGCGCAUAACUCAAUUGGCGCGUUUCUCCAGUUGGCCGAUCGAGUUCCUUAACCCCCUCCGCACUUUUCUCGACCUUCUGAUCCUGCAAGCAGAUGCAGAACAACACCUUUGUCCAAAACUUUCCAACUUGACUUUUGAACAGGGCGUCUUCGGAACUGUCGACGUCCGGCAGGUCCUGGAGUUCCUCGAAAGCAGGAUGAAAACCUCCAUCUCCAACCUCCGAGAAGUUGCAUUCGGGAAUGUCUCUGGUAUCGACCUUGCAGAGGUUCCUCAAAUUCGGGAGUUAUUCCAGCCGUUCCUAUCUCGAGGGCUGAGAGUGUUCGUCAACUGCGAGGCGACUUUGCGUCGGAGUAGUAGCAUCCACGAGACCAUCUCAUACUUCAUGUGA